AGGGUUUGUUCACUGGGGUUGGGAGGCACAUACAGUUCAGCUGCUCCAGGUUUCCUGUUGGAUGGCUCAUGCACAGACUCUACUGAGAAAGGGAGCCGAAAAGGAAGCGGAGCGUGCGCGCACGUUGUCAGGAGGAACUGGUUAUGCUGCGCCUUCCUCUGUGCCAUAUCACUAGCUAUCAUCACAGCUGUCGUUAUUCACACUAACAGCAGCCCGUUUUGAACUAGAACACCGGAAUCCGAGGCUGCUGUGCCCGGCAAUGCGCCAUCAGCCCCGCUACGUCGCCAACACGGUUAAGCGCUGAGAAUGGCUUCACUGAGGAUGGUCGGAAAAGUUACGGGGAGACUUUUGGGAAGUGUUCAGCUUCUUCACUGCGGUUCCAAAAGUGCUCGCCCGGCUACAUGUCUUCACCAGGUUCAGCAGAAGUGGCUUCUGCUUGGAAAUUGUCCAGCUCUGUUCUACAGCUCACUCCCACCCCCCAGUGAUGUGUCUCUGAAGUACCAACAUGGCCGUUUGGUUCUGGAGGUCCCGUUGCCAUCCAGGAAAGAGAAGUGUGCGUUCUUCCUCAAACCCAUGCUGAUGAGUGUAGGAGACCUGAUCGCUGAUCUGCAGAAAGAGGACCCCGGAGCUACCGCAUCUAUUUACUCUAAGGAUGGAGAGCUUGUUGCCAGCAGCACACUGAUACACACUCUGCUGGACAAGGACUUCAAGCUUGUCAUCAAUAAUGCAGUUUAUGAUGUCCAGUUGCCUCAAAUGGUGCGUGCAUCCAGUGAACAUACCAUGGAGCUGCAGGAUAUACAGCAUGUUGUACAUCUGCUGCACACAGCCCUCCACCUGCCCAACCACCACCUGCUGAAAGAACAGCAGCUGCUGGAAAAGCUGGACAACCUCAAAGAAGAACUUUCACCUCUAGAGAAGGUGAAGGAACAGCUGUCCCAUACAGCAGAGAUCAGGUCAUCCAGGGCUCUCUGGAUUGGCCUGGCCCUGUUAUCUGUGCAGGGUGGCGCUCUAGCCUGGCUCACCUGGUGGGUCUACUCAUGGGACGUCAUGGAGCCUGUCACGUACUUCAUCACCUACAGCACCAGCAUUGCAGCCUUUGCAUAUUAUGUUCUUACCAAACAGGAUUAUGUGUAUCCAGAUGCUAAAGACAGACAGUUCCUGCAUUACUUUUAUAAGGGAGCCAGGAAGAAGGAAUUCAAUGUGAAAAAAUACAAUGAGCUGAAGGAUGAACUGGCUCAGGUGGAGGAGGACCUGAGGCGGCUGAGAUUUCCAACUCAGCUGAAGCUACCACUUGAACAGAUCCAGCCAAAGUCAUGAAUAAAGCAAGGCCAUGAAGGUUUUGUCACUCACACAAAGCAAAAAAAAAAAACUUUUUUGCUUUAUUUUGAUAGCGGCACCUUUUUACCAGGAAUCAUAUCAUGUUUUGUUUACAAACUUGAAAAUGAUGCUAAUUAUAUCUGAUAAAUACCGAGGACCUAAAAUAAAGUGUUCCCCUAUUAAUAGGAGUGUUUUCUGUCUGAACAAGGUCGUCUUAUGGAACUCUCAGAGGUGUUGUGACUGUAGUUACUGCUGAUGGACAGAACCCUGAUUCAUUAUAUAAGAUGGAGAUUUGUUUACAAUUUCAGGGUACAAGUGUCAUAAAGACAUCACAUGAAUACUUUUUUUUUUUUUUUACACAAAAUGAAGGUUUUUAUUAAACAAAAUCACUGUGUGAGUAUAAAGUAAAUGUCACACGAAACGUAUUGUACAAAAUCACAACAGUAAGGCCAUUAAAAUACAAGUCCAGAGGAUGCUAUUGUGCUUGCUUUUUCCUGAGUCAUACAUCAUGUGCCAGAGCUUUGUGUUUUAGGUUUCACAGCACGACCCAAUCCCUAAGGUAUCAAGCCCUGAACCCUCAAGACUUAAGUGGCAUCACCUGUAAGUGACUGAGUGCAAGAGUCUGCAAGGGCUGGAAACUGUAUCAACAGGAAUGUGACUUACACUAUCACAUCACCAUGACAACGCCAAAAUUAGUGUUUGUUUACUGUUAGUCCUCUUUAUUUUUCUUAUGUCUGUUUUCAUUGGCAUUUUACUUUUUACGCUUCCAGCCUUCCCCAGGCAGGCUAAUCCCAUGUUUCAUGUCACAACGCUAUGAAAUGUGGGGAUUUCCCUCAGGCAGAGUCUGCAGAAUUGCUAACUUAUGGAAAGUAAGCAUAAAGCGCUCAGAAUGGAGGCGAGAGAUCCCUCAUACACUUGACAAUUUCAUAGUGUGACAGCCCUGAGCCCUCGUUAACUCAGUGGGAAUGUGGAUCUGUGAGCGUGGACAGUGGGAUUGGGUCCAUCUGUUUAAAAGGCCACCGUUUCUCCCUGAGCUACUAUCAGCUGCAAAUAUGCAUUAUUAAAUGUAGUGCUGUAAAGUGCAACAAGACAAAGAACAGCACAAACACAAAUUCCCUUUUAGAGGGACCACAUUGAAGACAGCGUGUUUAUGUAGUGUCUGGAUGUAGUGUGUUAAGAGAUUUUAGGUGAUCAUUAGUGCUUACAGAAACACUGAACAAAGUCAUUGCUAGUACCUGGUUAUUGUGGUGUUCUGUUACCUCAGAAUUACCUGACAUUUCCAGUUUCUCCAGAGACAGUCUGAGAAAGCUUUCCCUCAACAAGGACACUGUGAACAACCCUGCAGUCUUAAAGCAAGUAGUUGAAAAAUGUGCACUGAGCUACUGGGCUUGAACACAGUAACAAGAACAUCUUACUGCAUCAUGCAAUCAGUACAAGAAGACCAGAAAUUAUUGU
This is a messenger RNA of Monopterus albus (swamp eel), 2772 nucleotides long. RefSeq names its product mitochondrial calcium uniporter dominant negative subunit beta. The coding region runs from base 307 to 1317 and encodes 336 amino acids. NCBI's taxonomy places the organism in Eukaryota, Metazoa, Chordata, Actinopteri, Synbranchiformes, Synbranchidae. Gene Ontology annotation, cellular component: uniplex complex. Gene Ontology annotation, molecular function: calcium channel inhibitor activity. The record is from RefSeq and is a predicted model, not a curated record. The transcript has 8 exons. Gene Ontology annotation, biological process: calcium import into the mitochondrion; mitochondrial calcium ion homeostasis.